CUCCCAGAAGGCAGCGCGGCCGAAGCUGCGGGCGCUUCAUUUCCAGAGUAGACCCUGGAUUCGGGCGCGAGGGGGUUUCCUCUGUGGGAACCGCAGUUGGCGCGGCUGGCUCUGCUCAUUUUUGUCUCCUGCGCCGGGCAGCCAUGAAGGACUCGCUGGUGCUGCUUAGCCGUAUCCUGGCGCACCCGGACUCCCGCUGCUGGUUCCUGGCCUGGAACCCCGCGGGAACCUUGCUGGCCUCGUGCGGCGGCGACCGCAGCGUCCGCAUCUGGGGCAGGGAGGGUGACAGCUGGAACUGCAAAUCUGUCCUUUGUGAAGGCCACCAGCGCACCGUGAGGAAGGUGGCCUGGUCUCCGUGCGGAAAUUACCUGGCCUCAGCCAGCUUUGAUGCCACCACUUGCAUUUGGAAGAAGAACGAGGAUGACUUUGAGUGUGUCACUACUCUGGAGGGCCAUGAAAACGAGGUCAAGUCAGUGGCCUGGGCUCCAUCUGGCAACCUCCUUGCCACCUGCAGCCGAGACAAGAGUGUGUGGGUCUGGGAAGUUGAUGAAGAGGACGAGUAUGAAUGUGUCAGCGUCCUCAACUCCCACACACAGGAUGUCAAGCAUGUGGUUUGGCACCCGAGCCAGGAGCUGCUGGCCUCCGCCAGCUACGACGACACAGUGAAGCUCUACCGAGAGGAAGAGGAUGACUGGGUGUGCUGCGCCACCCUCGAAGGCCACGAGUCCACCGUGUGGAGCUUGGCCUUUGACCCCAGUGGCCAGCGCCUGGCGUCUUGCAGUGAUGACCGCACCGUGCGCGUCUGGCGCCAGUAUCUCCCAGGCAAUGAGCAAGGGGUGGCAUGCAGCGGCUCUGAGGCCAGCUGGAAGUGUGUCUGCACCUUGUCAGGCUUCCACUCCAGGACCAUUUAUGACGUCGCUUGGUGUCAGCUGAUAGGGGCCCUGGCUACUGCCUGUGGGGAUGAUGCCAUCCGAGUAUUUGAGGAGGAUCCCGGCUCAGACCCGCAGCAGCCCACCUUCUCCCUGACAGCCCACGUGCCUCAGGCCCACUCCCAGGAUGUCAACUGCGUGGCCUGGAACCCCAAGGAGCGGGGGCUUCUGGCCUCCUGCAGUGACGACGGAGAGUUGGCCUUCUGGAAGUAUCAGCCGUCUGAAGGCAUCUGAGCCACUUUGGCUUUGGACAGAAUCGUGCUUCCCCAGAAAAUGUCCUCAGACUUCCCCAGCCCCUGAGAGGACCAAGAGGAGCAUUCUUGACCUUCCUUUAUUUGGCCCUCCUGCAGUCAGACUUGGGGAGAGGUGCAGGGCCACAGGACCACUCACCCUUCCCCCUCCUUUGACACGGAGCCCCUGGUAAAGAGCUGCAGAACAUCUGUGCAUUGUACUUAAGCCAGAUUUUGCUUUAGGGCAGUGUUCAAUUUGAGAGCAGAGGUUUAAGUAUACUAUUUAUAAUAAUCAUAUUUUUAUGUAGGAGGGAUGUAGCUCAGCCCUCUCUGAGACUAUAAGCUUUAUACAAAUAAUCCGAGUCUCAAGUCCUAUUUUAUGUUAUAGGGGCAUUCACAAAUUUAAAAGAAUUUCUUGGUGAGUCCUUCUUUGAAGUAGGUCCUGUCUUCCCAUUUUCUGGGUAAAUCCUUGCAUUUAAGACAGGCAGUCAGUACUGAAAUUAAUUCCUUAAUGUAGGUUUGUUAGAAUAAGAGACCCCUUUGCUUUUUCUUAGAAAAGCUUACAACCUCCUGUGCUAGGGGCUGUGAUGACAGCGGGGAGUGCUGAGAAGUACGUGGGGAGAAUGUGAACCCUAGCAGGGAGUUACUGUUGGCCACAGGUCAUACAUUCUUAGUCGGGGUGGAAACUGCGUAUUGGGUGAGGGGCAAAAAAAUCCUAAAGGGACAACAUGUGCCCUCUAAAGGACCACAGUACAUAAAUAUACUGUGAUCUCUUAGAUUUCCACAGUGGAGGUGAGUGGUGGAAAGAAGCCCCUUGCAAAGAGGUGGAGAAACACUGGCAAAGGCAGGAAGCGCUGGGUCUCAGGUUGUCCUCGGACAGGCACAGCCAAGGGGGUUUUGACUUGAGGACCCUCCUCAAGGCCAUGGCCUUCAGUUCAGUUCUGUACCGCAGAAAUCAUGACCUUAGAUUUUGAAGACAGCUGGGGCAGUACCUAGAGCCGUGAUUCUCAAGAUGUGCCUGCCAGUCAUUGGAAAUCCCUAGAGUGCUUCAGGGCCGGUAGAGGUCAGCACCUCCGAAACAAGGGAGUGGCACCGGAUACUGCAAUUGGGUCUCCAUGCUUUGCCCUCAGUGGAAAUACUGCCUGCCAACUCCACUGAGAAAUAUCCUCAAUAGAAUCAAUACAAAUAAGUUGUAUUAGAGCUCCACCCUUGGGCAUACUGAAUUCUGUCGGAAGCAGGCAUGCAGCAGUCCUGCUGCACCCGGAGACGAGGCUGUCCUGAGGGAAAGGAGUUGUGCAUGCAUGCUCCAUCAGCUGUGCCCAUGGCAUAACCGGUUCUACUUGGAAGAAGUAGCAAACCAUAGUGUUUAGACUUGGCUAUUUGGGAGACAUUUUCUGGGAAAUGAAUGGAAUGAGCCUGUCACUUCAAGGGAAACUGAUCGUGUUGCCGAUGAUAAAACAAGCUUUCCAGCAAAAAUUCAAA
Molecule: messenger RNA, 2641 nt
Organism: Dama dama (fallow deer)
Lineage: Eukaryota; Metazoa; Chordata; Mammalia; Artiodactyla; Cervidae
Gene: CIAO1
Product: cytosolic iron-sulfur assembly component 1
Exons: 7
Coding region: 144-1163 (339 amino acids)
Biological process (GO): iron-sulfur cluster assembly
Cellular component (GO): cytosolic [4Fe-4S] assembly targeting complex
Molecular function (GO): protein binding
Source: RefSeq, a predicted model, not a curated record